AUGUUCUGUUUUCGAUCAGAAGAAUUUCGAGAACAACAACGAAUUAGUCGAGAAAUUGAACGUCAAUUACAUAAAGAUAAAAAUGCACACAGAAAAGAAGUGAAAUUACUAUUACUUGGUACUGGGGAAUCUGGUAAAAGUACUUUUGUAAAACAAAUGAGAAUUAUACAUGGAAUUGGUUAUACAGACAAAGAUAAAUGCUCGUUUAAGAAUUUAAUCUAUCAGAAUAUUUUUCUAGCCAUGCAUACAAUGUGUGAUGCAUUGAGUUCACUUUCGAUAGAAUUAAAAAAUCCUGAAAAUCAAGAAAACAUGAAACUUAUUCGAGAAGUUGAUAUUGAAGAUUCUAUUGCUCUGACACAUGAACGCAUCGAAGCCAUACUUCAAUUAUGGGCUGAUCCAGGAAUGAAAGAAUGUUAUGAACGCAGAAGGGAAUUUCAAUUGUCCGACUCAUCAAAGUACUACCUGAAUAAUUUUGACAGAAUCGCUGAUGCAAAUUACAUACCAAGUCUACAAGACAUUUUACGUGUACGUGUACCAACAACUGGCAUUGUUGAAUAUCCAUUCAAUUUGGAUUCAACUAUUUUCAGGAUUGUCGAUGUGGGCGGUCAAAGAUCAGAAAGAAGAAAAUGGAUUCAUUCCUUUGAAAAUGUUACUGCUAUUAUAUUUUUAGGUGCAUUAAAUGAAUAUGAUCAAGUUCUGGUAGAAAAUGAAAAUGUGAAUCGAAUGGAAGAAAGUCUUCUACUUUUCAAAACUAUCAUAAAUUAUCAAUGCUUUGAAUCCUUAUCAAUUGUAUUGUUCCUGAAUAAAAAAGAUAUUUUGGAAGAGAAAAUACAAUAUUCACAUUUGGUUGAUUAUUUCCCGAAAUUUACAGUUUAAUUAUUUUUUCAGGUCCAAAAAACGAUGCAAUAGCUGCACGCAAUUUCAUACUGACAAUGUAUCAAGGACUAAAUCCAAAUUGUGAAAGACCAAUUUAUUCACACUUUACUUGUGCUACAGAUACAGAGAAUAUUCGAGUUGUUUUUGUUGCUGUGAAAGAUACUAUAUUACAAACAAAUUUGAAAGAAUUCAAUCUCGUCUGAGUUCUAUGCAUCAAAGUAGUGGUUAUUGUCAUCUUAACAGAAUGCUAGAUCAUUUGUUUAGACAUUUAAAAAUAUAUAUUCUUAACAAAAC
Messenger RNA from Schistosoma turkestanicum, 1170 nucleotides. The record is from the annotation of a GenBank genome assembly. Lineage: Eukaryota; Metazoa; Platyhelminthes; Trematoda; Strigeidida; Schistosomatidae.